This is a messenger RNA of Dreissena polymorpha, 2508 nucleotides long. Its product is annotated as macrophage mannose receptor 1-like. The transcript is spliced from 14 exons. Gene Ontology annotation, molecular function: pattern recognition receptor activity; (1->3)-beta-D-glucan binding. NCBI's taxonomy places the organism in Eukaryota, Metazoa, Mollusca, Bivalvia, Myida, Dreissenidae. Gene Ontology annotation, biological process: cellular response to molecule of fungal origin; detection of fungus; detection of molecule of fungal origin. Bases 120 to 1991 code for a protein of 623 amino acids. Gene Ontology annotation, cellular component: cell surface. The record is from RefSeq and is a predicted model, not a curated record.
UGAUAACCAUCACGAUCGUCUUAUUUAUCAUGUUAAGUAUAGGUCAAUAUGUAAUAUUUAAUUUUCAUACCUCAUGUACACAUACACAUUUAUAGAGUUAAAAUAGUGUUGUACCAAACAUGGAUUUAUAUUUGUUUUCGAGUGUUUUGGGUUGUUGUGUGCUUGCUGGUAUCUGCUAUGGUCAAGAUACAAUGGUGUCGUGUCCAGAUAGCUGGGAACCAUUCAACGGUAACUGCUACCUUUUUGUUACCAACAAGCUGGUAACUUACUCGCAGACCACUGACGAGUGCAACAAAUUUGAUUCGUCGCCAAUGUAUUUUGACACGCAAGACGAAAUAAACUGGUUUAAAAAAAUGAUCCAGAAGUACCCAUCCAGCGAAUACUGGACCGCUCUCAACGAUAUACCAAGAUUAGGGGGCGUAAAAGCUCCAGGGACGGGCCAAUGGAAGUGGGGCUUAUACGGGCGUGUUGAUCCCAGUCUUAUCCGCUGGACUCCCGUGCCGGCAAAUGACACACUGAACAACUGCGGCGGACUGAAUGCCUUGGCAACAAUGGAGGACGCAGACUGUAACUCCAGGCAGGGGUACAUAUGCAACAUUGAACUCACGGCUGGUGCCAAAUGUCCUACCAACUGGAUAGCGACAGACACGGACUGCUACUACAUCAGCAACGCGUCCGAUCCCGCCCAGCGGUUCACAUGGAGCAAUGCCAAGGACCGCUGCAGUGCCCUGAUCGCCGGCGCUCAUCUCAUCACCAUUGAUGACGUCAAUGACCAGUCGUUUCUGGUACUGGUUUCCUACUCGGUGACGGACGCCUUCCUGCGCUGGACGGGGCUUCAGUACCAGAACGGCGCCUGGGGCUGGUUUAACGGGGCCACAUUUAGCCAACAGUUCUUCAAAUGGGCGACAGAACCCGAUGACGUGGCCAAUAUCGAGAACUGCGCUGUGAUCCGGCCGAACGGCAUGUUCAGUGACCGAGCCUGCAACAUGGUGCGCAACUUCAUGUGCAAGACCUCGCAGACGACCAUCGACACGACAUUUAACCUCGGCUGUGGCACGUGGACACGCGCGGGCAGCUCGUGCUACAAGUUCUUCAAGAACCCUCUCUCCACGUGGGACGACGCCCAGGCCACGUGUAAGGCGCUCAAGGGAAAUCUCAUCAAUGUUAAAGACAAAGAUCUGAAGAUGUGGUUGACCAAUCAGAUGCUAGACCCUAUGAACAAUUGGCCCAUGUGGACGGCCCUUAACGACAAGGUCAUCGAGGGAUCAUUUGUCUGGUCGGACGGGUCAGCCUUGGACCCAGAUACAAUAGCCUGGAACCAGGAGCCUAACGAUUACAAAGGUAACGAGGACUGCGCAACCGUCAUGCCAGACGGCAACUUUAACGACAACCCGUGCACCGCAUUUGCAGCGCCUCUAUGCGAAGUGGAUAAUGUGUCCGCGUGCCCGACACGCAGUGAUGGAGGAUACUGGCUCACCCGCAACUCUGACUCCGGGUCCGGUUUUGAUUGCUACUUGUUCGGGAACACCUCCACAUAUGACGCCUUGAUGACGUAUGCAGAAGCGCGCGACUACUGUCCAACGUUGGCCUCGACCACCAAUCAAAUUCCAGCAUUGUUUGUGCUGGACAGCGCGGCGGAAAGGAGCUUCAUAACGGAGCAACUGCACGGCUAUUUAAAAGACCCGUUCACCGGUUUUUGGACCCAGCUUACAGACGCGGGUAGCGAAGGUUAUUGGAGCUGGGCUGGGAAUAAACAGGCAGAUACAGGCUUAGUGACCUGGGUGAAGGAGCCACUCAGCCUCACGCCGGAUAUGGACUGUGUGCAAGUAAUCUACAACUCCUACUUCGUCGUCCGGAAGUGCGGUACGAAGUCGGGCUACAUCUGCGAGAGAAGCGCCUAUUCGCCCGGGAGAAGCGCCGGUACUAAACUCAGUGGCAAUUUAGUUUUGUCGGCGAUAGCAGGGAUAUACUGGUAUAUGUUAAUCCACUGAUACCGUUCAAAAUAUCUGAACAUUAUGCUGACUUGGAAGCUACGGGUGAUGUGAUACAUACUUACGUAUUCACGAGUUAAACAUUUACAUCUUAACAUUGUGUUCGUAUACAACAUCCAACCGCGCUCACGAAUUGCAUUUCGCCAGCUUAGUGUUAAAAUGCUCUAUGUGCUUCUUGAAGACAUGUUGGAAAGGCCUUUUAUCGCCCUAAGGUAGCAAUAUCUCGGAUAUUUGAACAUAUAUUGGCGUUCAAGAAUUUGUACAUGUUGACAUCAAACUAUCAUUGUCAUUAACUCGAAGCAAUCCUUUUUUAUACAUCAAUGAUAAUAUAGGUAAUGCGUUUUAAUGAGCAAAUCAGACCACACAAUGAUGUUAAUAUAUGGUGUAAAUCUACUAAUAAAUUAUAUAUAACCUACUUAUACAUUAUAUAUAUUGCCUAUAUGUAUUUUGUUCCAUCCGUAACUCGAAUGUAAGUAUAUUUCUGGCUGAACAAAACACAACAUGUUUAAUACCGGCA